Molecule: messenger RNA, 5094 nt
Organism: Drosophila navojoa
Lineage: Eukaryota; Metazoa; Arthropoda; Insecta; Diptera; Drosophilidae
Product: atrial natriuretic peptide receptor 1
Biological process (GO): protein phosphorylation; intracellular signal transduction; receptor guanylyl cyclase signaling pathway
Cellular component (GO): plasma membrane
Molecular function (GO): peptide receptor activity; guanylate cyclase activity; adenylate cyclase activity
Source: RefSeq, a predicted model, not a curated record
AAAGCGCGCGUUUCGGGUUAAAAUACGCUGCGAACGGUGAAACAUCGAAGUUGUCAGCAAUUACGAAAACGCGCGAUUGUGAGUGUAAUUGGAGUCUAGUGUGAGAGUGCGGGCAUAUCAGUGUAUAAUAUUCGUGUUCCUCACACCCUCUUGAGUAGGCCUAGUAAGAUAUUUAUAGCACCACUGAUUCAAUCAUCAAAAAAGAAGCUAAUUGCGUGUAGUUAUAAAAGCAUGAAUGCCUGAGCAGUAAAUAGAAUUGCUAUCAGUAAAAAAAAGUGUCAUAGUCAAGUGCGCUGGCAUUCCAAUCAAAGCAAAGCAAGAACAAGCAGAAAUAAAUAAAAUAUCAAAGAAAUCCAGCACAGCAGGCCACCCACACCCCGCACGCGUUAAAUGACCAGCAUCAAUAUGCAGCAGAAUCAGCCAACGUUUGUACUCCUUAUGCGGUCAAAGCAGCUUAAUUAAUUUGUGAGAUCCACAAAGCAGCAAUCAAAGCAGAGCUGGGAACAGCUAAUGAGCCCGAAAAUCAAGGAAUUAAUUGACAGCUGCCUGGCUUCAGUGCAAAUGAGCCAAUUCUGCGACCAGAGGCUACAAAGUGCCCGAGCCAAGAGUUGCAAAUCAUUUGGAAUCAUUGGAAGCAUCGCAGCUGGCACCUGGCAAUGGCAGCAGCCAGGUGUGACUAAUGGCAGUCUGAGCCAGCUUCAGUUGCUGCUGCUGCUGGGGCUGGGGCUGCUCUGCCUGGGCGGCUGCCAGGCCCGGUGCCGGGAGGAGCCAGCGCGUGACUGUGAGGCGAUUUGCAAUGCGGCAGGAGGCAACUGCUCGAUACGCGCUCUGGUGCUGCUGCCCAACGACGAUGGGUACGAGGCAUCGCUGCAGCGAGUGCUGCCCAUUCUGAAGGUGGCGGAGCAGCAGAUCCGCAACACGGCUCUCAUACCGCCGCACAUUGACUUCGAGUGGCUGGCGCACGACACCAAGUGCGAUGCCUCGCUGGGAGUCAUCCGGGCCAUGGACGGCAUCAUCAAGCAGUGUGCGCAGGUUAUCUUUGGACCCGUAUGCGACUACUCGCUAGCUGCUGUUAGCCGCAUUACCAAGUACUUCAAUAGCCAGGGAACGCCCCUCAUAACCGUGGGCGGCUCCACCUACGACUUUGAGCAGAAGAAAACCGACUGUGGCGAUGAGUUCUAUAUGCUGCUGCGCACCGGCAUGCUGAGCUUUGAGUCCAUCUCCGAGCUGACUAUAAAUGUAAUGAAACAGCACAACUGGUCCCAUUCUAUAUUCUACUAUGAGCGCGAUGGCCAGCGCAAUGUGGCUGGUCUGCACACUUGCUUCCUGAUGAUGAAGUCCCUCGGCAAGCAGAUGCGCAACGAGAACAUGACCUUUGCCCAGUAUCCGCUUGAGUCGAAUGUUAUGAAUCGCUCGGAGGAAAUGCGACGUGAGAUUGGCAAUAAACACUCAAUUGUCAUUAUGUGCGCCGAUCCGCAGUCCAUACGUCAAAUUAUGCUGACAGCCGAGGAGUUGAAUAUGAUCGAUAGCGGCGAAUAUGUAUUCAUCAAUAUUGAAUUAUUUUCGCGAGUGCCGUAUAUGACGUCGCUGCCCUGGUACGAUAAGAACGAUACCGACUUCAACAACGAGCGCGCCAAGAAAGCCUACACAGCCAUGUUGACCGUCACGCCGAAGCAGCCCAAUGACGACGCCUACACCAAAGUCUCCAACGAGAUCAAGGACAUCGCCUCGGCCAAAUACAAUUACACCUUCAGUGAGAACGAGCCGAUUUCGGCAUUUGUGACCUCGUUCUUUGACGGCGUCCUGCUCUAUGCCAAUGCACUCAACGAGAGCAUCCGCGAGGAUCCGAGCAUGCUGACCAGACCCAUCAACGGCACCGACAUGGUGCGACGCAUGUGGAAUCGCAGCUUUACGGGCAUCACUGGCAACGUGACCAUCGACUCGAAUGGGGACCGCAUCUCGGCGUACUCUCUGCUGGACAUGAAUCCCACCACCGGCAGAUUCGAGAUUGUGGCACACUUUCUGCACAAUCGUCUGGAGUUUGAGUCGGAAAAGGAAAUCCAUUGGGCCGGUGGUCGGGAUCAAGCGCCACCCGAUCGUCCGAUCUGCGGUUACGAUGGUUCGCUAUGCCCAGACAACUCUUUACCUGGGUACGCCAUUCUGUCUAUAGUCCUUGGCAUAAUGGUAAUCAUAAUGGCCGUCUGCUUCUUCGUCGGCUAUCGGCACUAUAAGGCCGAGGCUGAGAUUAAUUCGAUGAGCUGGAAGGUCUCGCUGGAUGAUGUCAUGUUCCGAGAUACCGCAGAUCAUCUGAUGCGUGGCUCUUUUCACUCGCUGGUCAAGCAGAGCUCGCAGCUCACACUUAUGUCCGAGGACAUGGGCUCCAUAAAUGGCGAUCGCCAGAUCUUCAUUCCCGUGGGCAUGUACCGGAAGAGCAAGGUGGCCAUCAAGCCAAUCGAGCUGGAUAAUGUUCAGGGCAUUCUGUCGCGCAGCCUGAUGCUGGAGCUGAAGCGCAUGAAAGACCUGCAGCACGAUCACUUGGUCAAGUUCUAUGGCGCCUGCCUGGAUCAGCGGCGCAGCUUCCUGCUCACCGAGUACUGCCCGAAGGGCUCCCUGCAAGACAUACUGGAGAACGAGCAGUUUCAGCUGGACUGGAUGUUUAAGCUGUCCCUGAUGCACGACAUUGUGCGUGGCAUGCAGUUCAUACACAGCUCCGAUAUUCGCUCCCACGGCAAUCUCAAGUCCUCCAACUGCGUGGUCGACUCCCGGUUCGUCCUCAAGAUCACCGACUUUGGACUGCACAGCCUGCGCCGCACAUCCUACGACAUUGAGAGCGACAUUGAGAACUGCAAUAGUCAUGCCUACUGGAAGAAACGCCUUUGGACUGCGCCUGAACUGUUGCGCCUCGAAAAUCAACGCCCGCCCGAAGGCACUCAGAAGGGCGAUGUUUAUUCGUUUGGCAUCAUUGUGCAUGAGAUAACCACGCGCCAAGGUCCUUUCUAUUUGGGCAAGUGUUCGCACGAGAAGACGCCACAAGAGAUUAUUGAGCUGGUUAAGAACUACCAACCGCAGCAGAACAAACCGUUUCGCCCCGAACUGGAGUCCUGCACCGAUGAUACCAAGUCAGACGUUGUUGGCAUCAUCAGACGCUGCUGGGCAGAGGAUCCUCUGGAACGACCCGACUUCAAUACGCUCAAGUCGAUGAUCAGAAAGUUCAACAAGGACAACGAAACUGGAAAUAUUGUUGAUAAUCUGCUAAAGCGCAUGGAAAUGUAUGCGAAUAAUCUGGAGGAGCUAGUUGAGGAGCGCACCCAGGACUACCUGGAGGAGAAGAAAAAGUGUGAGAAGCUGCUCUAUCAGCUGCUGCCGCAGAGCGUUGCAGCUCAAUUGAUCAGCGGACAGCCUGUGGUUGCCGAGACCUUUGACCAGGUGACCAUCUAUUUCAGUGACAUUGUGGGCUUCACGGCCAUUUCAGCGGAGAGCACGCCCAUGCAGGUCGUGCAGUUCCUGAACGAUCUUUACACCUGCUUCGACUCGAUUGUGGAGAACUUUGACGUCUACAAGGUGGAGACCAUAGGCGAUGCUUACAUGGUGGUAUCUGGUCUGCCCAUACGCAAUGGCAACUACCACGCCCGCGAAAUUGCCCGCCUGGCUUUGGCCCUGCUCGAGGCGGUGCACAACUUCCGGAUACACCACCGACCCGACGAUCGCUUGAAGCUGCGCAUUGGACUGCAUACGGGGCCAUGUGUCGCCGGCGUUGUGGGCCAGAAGAUGCCACGCUAUUGUCUCUUCGGAGACACCGUGAACACAGCCUCGCGUAUGGAGUCCAAUGGCGAGGCACUGAAAAUCCACAUCAGUGAAACGACCAAACUCGCACUAGAUGAGUUCGGCAGCUUCUUGACGACGCGCCGUGGCCUGGUGCCGAUGAAGGGCAAGGGCGAAAUGUUGACGUACUGGCUGGAGGGCGAAGUGCCCAAGCCAGAUGAGGUAAUGUCACCCGGCAAGCUGCUGCUGACGAGACGUUCGUCCCUUAAGCAGCCCCAGCGGCAGCCGCAUUCCUUCUACAAACAAUACUCAGAGCUGGGCGUUAUGGCCACGUUGGCACCGGCAGUGCCGUCCAUAGCCUUGCCUGCAGCCGAAAAAAAUAUCUCACCCAAUCUUCGGGUCAAGCGCAAGAUCAGCUCCAGCUCACCGAAGCUAAACGGAAGCUGCUUCGAGCAGCAUUCCGAUAAUCAAAAGACUGAGCCUAACAACUGUUAUUUGGAUGCUGGACACCAGACGCUGUGUGAUAUAUAUAGCAGUCGCUCGCUGCGCAGCGAGGAGGCUGGUGCGGGGGCAGGAGCGGGCGUUGAUGCAAAUGCCAGCGAUAGCUGGGAGCUGGCCAAUUUCCGACUGCCACUCAGCGGCACGCUCAAGCAGCAUCACAGCCAGCAACAACAACAACAACAGGGCAACCACCAUGCAACACACUCCAAUUCUAAUUCCAAUUUGAGCGGCAUUCUGCAGCCAGCGCCGCAGGCAAGAGGACGCCUGAGGCCAUCCCCCACGAUCUCAACGUUGGUGAAGAACCAUCGCAGCGACAGCUCCGCCGCCGACGCUGGCAGCACGAGCAGCGGCCAACGGAUCAAGUUUGCCAACUGUGAUGAGACGCCACUGCUCAGCGGCAAGACGCCAACAGCGCUGCCAGCGUCCGCAGCUCUCAAUCUGGAGCGCAGCGGCAGCAGCUGCAGCAAUCAGAACAUUCCAAAUCUGAGCAGCGACCAUUCAUAUGGGUAUCUAGUCAAGAACUAUAAACAGCUUCUGUGCAAGCCCACAGCCCAAGUCUCGAAUAACCACGGACAUGGCCAUGGACAUGGACAUGGACAUGAUUUGUCCUUUGCCGAAGAGUGCCCGCGGGCUCCAUUGACUGCCCGUGGCACCGCGAGUAGCGCCGUGACCCAACCACUCUUGGCCAAAAUUAACUCGUAGCCCUAAGCACUGAGAGACACUGAGGGAUGAACCUUAAUAACCUUCUCUAAAUAGUACCUAAUCGUAAUGAUGAUGCAUAUUAAAUGUACUUGUUUGUGAUAAUAAGUUAAAACCAAUUUGAACAAUUUA